AUGGCUAGAACCAAGCAGACCGCUCGUAAGUCUACCGGUGGCAAAGCCCCGAGGAAGCAGCUCGCCACAAAGGCUGCUCGUAAGAGCGCGCCAGCUACCGGUGGCGUGAAGAAGCCCCAUCGUUACAGGCCGGGGACCGUGGCUCUGAGAGAGAUCCGUCUUACCUCCAUUAACUAUCGUUAUCAGAAGUCCACCGAACUGCUCAUUCGCAAACUUCCAUUCCAGUGUCUGGUGAGGGAAAUCGCCCAGGACUUCAAGACCGACCUGCGUUUCCAGAGUUCCGCUGUGAUGGCUCUGCAGGAGGCCAGUGAGGCUUACCUAGUCGGUCUGUUCGAGGACACUAACCUGUGCGCCAUCCACGCCAAGAGGGUCACUAUCAUGCCCAAGGACAUCCAGCUGGCCCGCCACAUCCGCGGAGAGCGCGCCUAG
This is a messenger RNA of Hypomesus transpacificus, 429 nucleotides long. Its product is annotated as histone H3-like. Bases 1 to 429 code for a protein of 142 amino acids. Gene Ontology annotation, cellular component: nucleosome. The record is from RefSeq and is a predicted model, not a curated record. Gene Ontology annotation, molecular function: DNA binding; structural constituent of chromatin; protein heterodimerization activity. NCBI's taxonomy places the organism in Eukaryota, Metazoa, Chordata, Actinopteri, Osmeriformes, Osmeridae. The transcript has 2 exons.